AUGCCACACGCCCACAUUUUGAAUCUUGAGUCGUUUCAAAUUGUUUGUUACGAGCACUGUGCGAGUUUCUGCUCUUUUCUCACUCGUUCACUUAUUAAUCAUACAAAACAAUGGAUUUGGAUUCAAUGAAAUAUGCGGAGCUACGCAACCGAGCGAAGCAACUGGGUCUCAAGGCUAAUAUGAAGGCGGACAGGCUCUUAAAAGCCAUUAAGAAGCAUUACGAGCAAAACAAGGAAACCGAAAACGACAAGGUAGAAGAGAUGGAGGCCAAAGUCACUGCUGAGGUCCAGACAGACCAAUCCCAGGAGGUGUUUUGCAGCUCCUCAGUGUUUGUGAACACACGUCGAGGAAAAGCGAAAAAGACAAGAACCCGUGAUUCUGAUGCCAAGUUGGAUAAUGAGGGAAGCAGUGACGUGGUCCCACAAGUCCGAGUUUACAAGAAGAGACGAUUGUCUUCUCUAUCCAAGACUGAGAAGAGGGGAGAGAAUGAACCUGUGAUCGCGUCUUCAGACAUGAGCGUUCAAGUGCAGAGCGAGCCCAAGGAUGGCGGAGGUCAUGUUCCCAGUGUGGCCAAACCUGGUAAGAUCCCUCGUUACAAAGGGCGGCAGGUGAAGAGGGCAGCCCUGAAACCCGUCACUCCAAAUUUCCAAAAACUCCACGAGGCUCACUUCAACAAGAUGGAGUCCAUCGACGCCUAUGUGCAGAGGAAGAACACCAACAAGAGGAAGAUGGAGCCUGUACCAGAGCUCAAGGCGGCCAAGGCUAGUCGGGUGUCCUUGUUCAGCCCCGCGCCCUACAGGAACAAGAGUCCGCAGACGACGGGCAAACCAGAUCCUCCAAGCAAGUUGACUGAGAAAAAGCAAGAUUCUGUAUUCAAGCCCUCUGUGCUUUGCACAAGAAGGAUCAACGUCAGGUUUUCCGAACUGAUGCCUGACAACGAGUACAAGAGGUCACUAGUGAAGACGCCGGCGCGCUAUUCAUCCGCCGCGGCCACGAGCACACCCAAGACGCAGACGUCCGCAGCAUCAUUUUUGUUCUCUGGCAACACGAGCGUCACUCCGGGAACCCAGAAGAAGCCCGUUUUCGACCUGAAGGCCAGCCUGUCCCGCCCGCUCACCUACAAGCCUCACACGGGCAAACUGAAGCCGUUCAGCGACUGCAACGACGACAAAGCCGCCGACAAAGCCGCCGACAAGUCUUUGGUCGCCGACUCUCGAAAGAAAUACUACAAACAGCAUAAAGUGCAGACCAGGGAGGAGAGACAAGCCAAACAAGCUGAAGAGCGCAAAGCAAAGAAGUCCAACUUACUGUUUGCACGGCGAGGCCUGGUGAUGACAUAGUGUUUUUUUUUAGACAGCUGCUUUUCUCGUUGUAAAUAUGUUGUUGUCUGCUGCUAUCUUCUUUUAGCAUCUAAUGGUUUGCAGCUUGUUGGGAUUUUAGCUCGUGAGCAAUCAAUUUUCAUGGGAAUUGCAAGCUAUUUACUUACUGCUUUGCUUUGUUGUGUUUUUUUUCCAAAAAUAAAAAGAUUGCAAUAUUCUCACAAAGAGGAGGGUCCUGUAUGAGAAUCUUUUUUUUGUACUGUGGUGUUACGCAAGAAUUUUCUUUAGUAAACUACGUCUUUGCUCAAUA
Hippocampus zosterae (dwarf seahorse) is the source of this 1629-nucleotide messenger RNA. RefSeq names its product nucleolar and spindle associated protein 1 (gene nusap1). Lineage: Eukaryota; Metazoa; Chordata; Actinopteri; Syngnathiformes; Syngnathidae. The coding region runs from base 111 to 1340 and encodes 409 amino acids. Gene Ontology annotation, cellular component: microtubule; mitotic spindle; nucleolus. The record is from RefSeq and is a predicted model, not a curated record. Gene Ontology annotation, molecular function: microtubule binding. Gene Ontology annotation, biological process: mitotic chromosome condensation; establishment of mitotic spindle localization; mitotic cytokinesis. The transcript is spliced from 11 exons.